Messenger RNA from Prorocentrum cordatum, 2170 nucleotides. The record is from the annotation of a GenBank genome assembly. Lineage: Eukaryota; Dinophyceae; Prorocentrales; Prorocentraceae.
AGAUUCGGGCUCGAAGUCGUGAGUCUCUGUGGUGCAACUUUCUCACUUCAGACAGCUCGCAGCGUUAGGCUGCCCGAUGUCGACCGUUCCAUGGACGUUGCAACCCGAAGGCGUGUCCGCGAGCCAUCACGAGGAGACAUCGAACGACUCUUCCACCAUCACGGACGAGGACGAGGAAAUCUUGCACCACAUCAGUCGUAUGCAGUUGCACAAUUCACGGCGUGUGGCGAAGAGGUUGCACAAGGAAGGCUACAAGACAAUGGACGAGCUCGUGGCCGCGGACUUCGCAGGCCUCGUGCGCAGUUUGGGCAUUGGCCCAGGUGAUGUGCCGAAGCUGGCGCAGGGCUUGCACCACUUCCAGAGCGGCACGUUCGACACACUCUACGCCCUUCCGUCAGAGAACAUUGUUGAGAUGUCGGAGGCCCCGACGUCCGCCGACGUCGGCGUGCAGGAGCAGCUUCGUGUCGAAGAUGCGGGUGCGCAGACAGAGACGACACAGGCAGGCCCAGGCGAAGUGCAAGGAAGGGCCAGCACGCCAGGCCAUCAGGCACAAGCCGAUCCACAGAUCGGGUGGUCCCACGACAAGGUCAUCGCUUCUCUGGGUAAAUGUGGGGUGCCGCUUGUCACCGUCAUUGCCAUGUUGGUGGGCGAGAAGAAAAAUGAUCCAGUCCGGGCUUGCUUAUUUUUUGGUUGGUUUGCAAAUGGUAGCUUGUUGCUUUCAUAUUAUUCCAUCUUCGUUGGGAUAUACCGCGUACUUUCCGCGCGCCCCUUCUCAAAAGACCUGGGCAUCGGUUGUGGGGGGGGCAUGGCAACCUUUUUGGCAUCCUGUCGCGCUGGGUGCGCCACAACGGGUGGUUGCUUCAGUUCCUCUGCACAAGUGUUGCUUCCGAACCGUUCGCAUAAAGCAAUCGGCGAUUUGCACGAGGGCGACCGCAUCCUUUCAUUCAACAAGGGGGUCUUUCGGAUCAAGCGCGUCCUACGUUGCAUCAAGUCCGCCGGGACCACUGCGAUGUGCCGGCUUCAUAUCAUCAUGCCGGGGGGAACGCAAGGAUCACUUAUCGCAACGCCAGGGCAUCCCGUCUGGGUCCAUGGCAAGGGGUGGUGCGCCGUACCAGGCAAUGGUCGUGGCAAGGAGGUUCCCUCCCCCCGCGAUGUGGAAAAGGACGACGUGCUCGUUCAUCACACGGGAGCGAUGGUCAAAGUGACCGCGAUCGAGCCUGACGCGAUCGAGGCCGAGCCUUUCAACUUAGUAGUCGAUGGUCCAGGCACGUUCUUUGUCAGCGAUAUCUUGGUGCACUCACACAUGAACAGACAUGGCCGUGUGUAUGGAAGGACGAGGCCGAAGGCCUUCGGAGGCUGCUAGCAGCUAGCGGCGGAGUCUCUCCGCAGAGGCGUCACCGCUGAUGCUGUGCCGCGCGCGAGGCGCGAGCUACGCACAUGCUUCGGGCGAUUCGCGCCACCAGCGGCCUCGGCCGCCGCGCUGCUGCACCGCUGCGCUGCCGCUGUCGGCAGCCGUCUCCUGGACGAGGCUCAUGGGGAAGAGCACCUUGCCACCUUGCAGGGCUCGUUCCGAUUCCUCCGAUCCGAUCCGAUUCGACCUCGAUGGUAUCUGAUUCCGAUUCGACUCGGCUUUGGACUCCGAUGCGGGCUCCGACUUCUCAGUGGAGGCCUACUACAACCUGCCAGUUUCCGCCGAUUCUGUUUUGCUCGACUCGGCUGUCGAUUUCUGCCGAUCCGAUUUAUUUCGAUCGCCGAUCCGAUUUAUUGAUGCGAUUAUGGUCUCUUCUGGCCGUCUCCUGGACGAGGCUCAUGGGGAACAGCCUUGCCACCUUGCCCCUAUCAGCCUUCCAGUCGGCGGCGCAAUCUUCAGGGAUGCGCAACUAGCGGUCAAUCCAGUCUCCUCUCGCCCUCCCCCUUACCCUGCUUCCCCCGCCCCCCCCUUCCUCCCUGUCCUCCUCUGCGAGGAGAGGCACGCACUCUCCCUGGUGUACAUAUGGCGAUGGGCCAUCGCCGCCCAGAGCCCGGGGAGCUGUACGCCCCCAGGUCGCCCACAGCUGACCCUCAGCUGCCGUGCGGUCGGUGUGAUUGCGGAGAUGGGAAAAACAAGUCUCGCACACGCCGGCAGGGUUGGCGGAUUUGCGCAGCUCAUCGUGGAGUGUUCAACCAUCUU